GAGUGCAUGGGGGGGAGGCACAAUGGAGUGGGAGGAGGAGUGUGUAAAGGAGAGGGCUGGAUUUGCAAAGUGCAGGCACAAGAGGGAGAGAAGUGAAUGAUUCACUCUGUCACAGGCUGCUGGCUGCACCUAUUCCUCUGUUCUGCCUGAAAACUCACCAGCUGUUGGCCAUUGGACACAGGUAACCACCACUCAGAACCUGAGGAUGCCACUCACAGCUUUUCCUUAGCCAACUAUACCCCUGGCACAGGUAUUAUUUCUGUUCCUGGCACCUUAUUCACUCAUCACGGCACAGGCACCCACUAACCACCUGAGAACCGUCACCAUCUCACCCCCCCGGCACAGAUUUCAGCUAAUCAUCAUCAUCAUCAUUUAUUUAUAUAGCACCGACAAGAUACGCAGGGCUUUAAUCCUGUGGAUCAGAUUCUCAUUCCCUCUCUCACUCACUGAGACCAGUACCGGCUCUGGCUGUGGAACUGUACAGAGAAGCUAACGACGUGUGGGAAACACCGACUUAGGAACUGACUGGGCACAAGGGAGACUUUGGUCCUGGAGAGCAGCGGGUCAGAGAUCAGUCUGCUAAAUACAGCCCCUGCCAAGGCUUCAAUAUGGCACUUUGGUGAGGAGGUAGAGGAAGGGAGUGUGGCUUGUCACAGCACAGUCGGUUAGACUUAAAUUUAAACGUUUACAAAACCAAUAGAAAACAGAGAAGAAGAAGAAGAAGCAGAAGAAGAAGAAGAAGAGAGAAAGUAGAGAGGGGAGGUGAGAUAGAGAGGGCCUACUGCAGUAACUCAUGGUUGUAGGAAACCCAGGAUUCCUCCUGGGCCAAUCAGAGCUUCCAGUCCCCAGGGAUCCAGUCAACCAGAAAACAAAACCUAUGUCCCCUGAGCGAAAGAGUGAGGAGGAUUGUCGGUGUGAGCUCCCGGCAGAGGAAGUGGAACGAGAUUCUGUAUCCUCCGAGGGUGGACGUGUGACUGACAGUACCGAUGAGGAGGAGUCCAGCAGCACAGAGAGUGCACCAGCCCAGCAGGGGAAGACCAUUGGGAAUGCAGUUCAGAGGUGCCUGGAGACUGAGCAGCUGAAGGUCAUGAACCAUAUUUCAAAGCUGGAACAGAACCUGCGGGAGUUGCAGCUGCAGAGAAGGGAGCUGAACAUAGAGGUGGAGAUGGAAGUGGCCCUGCUGGAAGGGGAGCUCAGGACAGAAAGGAAGGAAAUGGAAAAAGAGGAGGAGUUAAUAAAAUCAUUGCACAAGAAGCUGAGAGAGACGGAGGGGAAGUGGCAGGAGGAGAAAGACAAGGAUAAGCUCAAACUUAGGGAGGAGAAGAAGAAAAUCAAGGAUCUGGAGCAGAAGAUCAGUGAGGGCAAGUCCCAGCUUGAGAAGCAACCGGAGAGCUUGCGGGAGCAGCAAAGAAAGAAUAUACAGGAGGCUUUUACUGUGCCAGCCUUUUUCUACCAGAUGACGGAAACGAUGGAGGCUGCCGUGAAGUCCUUUGAAGACCUGGAGUUCCAGCAAUUGGAGAGUGAGAGCAGCAGGGACGAGGAGAGGGAAUCAUCCUACAGACAGAUCUCCCAGGAAAUAUCCAAACAUCAGAAUGAGCUCAACAGAAGGAAGGACAAGGUGCUGUGUCUGGAGGAGCAGAUAAGAGGAGCCGAGGAUCAAGCACAAGUGGAGAGGCAACAGCUCAGCGAGGAAAAUACUCGAGCCUUCCAGUCUCUCAAUCAGGAGAAGGACAGACUUCAGUCACUAAAUGCUCUCUCUGGGAAGGACCAGGGACAGAAUGAGAAGCCAAAAAGCUCCACUAGAAAAGUCCUUCAAAGAACCAACAGCUUACCCAAAAGAAGAGCGAGUGCUCCAUUUGUCCGUCCUACAGACCGUCCACUUUCUCUCCAUGGCACCACCUGCUUGGAAAGCGCAGGGCUUGCAUUGCACUUGGCCGUGUCCUCUCACAAUACAGGUGGCCAGAUUGCACUAGCCAUCAGCCCAAAUAUGCAGAUAACCCAAACUCGGCUCCCGCAGGGCGACGACAGAAAAGGAUCCAACUGGGAGAAAAUUCCAGGUGACAUCUCCACACUGCAGCUGAGCUAUGGACCGUUGCCCAAAAUAGCAGAAAUAGAACGGCAGCUGCGAGAGGCCUUGGCAGAGAAAGAGCGACUACUGAAGGCUCGGGAGGAGAAGAGAGCUGCUAAAGAGAUGACCCGGCGCUUAGAAUCAAGUCAGAACCAGGUGAAGACUGAAGAACCAGCGCCAGUCCCAGAGAAACCAGUCCUGCCAGAGACCAAAGCAGAACCUGAGAAGGUCCUUUCGGUCCUGCACUCGCCUCCGACCUUAGACCUGCGAUCACACUUGGAGGCAUCGGGCCACAGUGUAGAAACCUGCCCCCACGUCAGGGUCAAUACCACUUGCUGUAAAGGUUAUCUGGUGAAGAUGGGCGGCCGGAUAAAGACAUGGCGGAAACGAUGGUUUGUGUUUGACAGACAAAAGAGAAGACUGGCGUAUUACUCAGAUAAAGAUGAACAGAAGCUGAAGGGUGUGAUAUAUUUCCAGGCUAUUGAAGAAGUGUAUUACGAUCACCUCCGGAGUGCGUUUAAGAGUCCGCAUCCAAAGCUGACGUUCUGCUUGAAAACCUUUGAACGCCUUUUCUGCAUGGUAGCACCUACGCCAGAGGCUAUGAGGAUCUGGAUGGACGUCAUGGUCACUGCUGCCGAGGAAAACUCUCGAUACUAAGAGCAAGUGGUCUAAGGACCUGAGCCAAGGGACUCACGGGGGUUUAAGAGAAGACAAGAUACUGACAGGAUGAGAAAGGGGAACUGGUGGGAAAUCACAAAAAAAGGAACAUGUGAAAGAAAUGUGGUUUCAGGAAGAGACGGCUUUGCAGAAGUGAAGUGCUGGCUGGAUAUUACAUAAACCACAUAUUGACUGAGCUGGUAUUAAAGAAGAGACAACAUUGAUAUUGCGAUACAUUCUCAUACUGUCCCAUGAACUGACAUUUGCUCUGCAGAGAGUUGAACUAAAUAGUCAUGUAAAUAGACAAAAUAAUGAUGACAUGAUGAUGAAUUGUGCCUUGUGAAUAAUUUAAAUAUGUUGGAAAUAACAUGAUCUGUGGGUUUUUUUAAUGUGUUGGGAAAACAAAGACCGGCAACUGCCACAUGGAAGACUGCAAAGCUGUUAACAUUUUUAGUUACUGAAACUCUCAGGAAAUUACGGAUGGCAUUGCCAUUGAAUGACCUGAUGGUGUAAAAUGCUCAUAAAUAAUCAAGAAAUGUAGAAUGAACACUAUAAUGUGCAUAUGGAGGUUGACCCUGGGGAACCUUGGAACUUCCACCACUCUGGAAAUACUCUGCUAAACCACAAGACCCAAUCAGGCCCGGACUGGCUAUCUAUGGGUUCUGGCAAAUGCCAGAGGGGCUGCUAUAAGGUCCCAUUGAAAGUCAAUAUUUAGUGGGCUGGUUGGGGCUGUUUGGGCCUCUAUGUGGGCUGAAUGGGCCUCUGUGACAUUCCAGGGCCUAUUUUAAUUCUCAGUCCGGACCUGGACCCAAUGUGCCUUGGACGGCUGAGUGUGAAACUCAUGUGCAGCAAUAUGCCAAAGACAUGUUUGAACUGGAGGACCAUAGACCAUCUGUUUGUAUUCUUUAAUGUUUCAGUGCAGAAGAAAGAUGACAUAAUUAAAGUUAUCGGCCAAGGAACCUUUGUCUGUUAUCGGAGACAAAGAGAAUUACAUUUUGAGGUCUUUUAAUAAUGUAUUAUAAAUCACACAUCGAUGCUACAAUACCUACUUCAUGCUCUCAACUGAUUCUAUUGCCCUUGAUUUACUGCUUACACCAAAACUAUUUAAUUUUGUAAUUAAGUUAUGGGAUGUAGCAGUUCUGAUCCUGGUUAUCAGAUUAAUGUUUCAUUUGUUUGUUGAACGUGUCUGUUUUCCAAGCUCAGAUUACUAAAACUGGGGUUCCUGUAGCCGUGAACCACAUCCAAAUGCACCUAUGUGGACUGGCAGCCUACAGGAGACUCUGUUUGGCAGUAUACUUUGUUUUUAUGCAGCUAAAACUUGCCUUUAAGCCAAGAAUUCAAAUACAGACACCUGCUUUGAGGCCACUGGGAGCAACACCUAAGGGAUUGGUGAGCAACAUGUUGCUUGUGAGCCACUGUUCUUGGGGAACACUGUUCUAAAGCUUGGAAACUUGAACAAGAAUCCUGAAAGGCUGACUAUUCUUAAGGUGGUGCAAAUGUGUUCAAACCUGUCCUCUUGGAUGAGACAGUUGUUCAUCUAUAAAUAUUUUUGAAGCGGCAUCCAGUAUUGGACAUUGGAAACAAGGUUAACUUACCAAAAGUGAUGGGGUGUCCAGGUGCUCAAGCCCCAGACCUUCAGCUUGGGAAGUCAAUCAAUAUACUUAUAUGUAGUAGUAGGCCGGCACAAACUGGACUUCACUCCAUUACUCGAUGUAGUUAAAAAAGUAGUUUAUUCAGCAGAACAACAUAUAAAUAAAAAGCCUUACUCGUUUCGUGCCUUGUGGGCACUUAGUCAUAAUUGCUCAUCGAUUUGUGAUAAUUGGUUAAUUUGGAGCAAUUAUGUUCUACUCAUUAUCCAAAAGGCCUGAUGUGACAACCAGUAGAUGGGUGGAAUUAUUUGGAGGGAGAAAACGGAACUAACUUUGUCUCAUAUUUUAUCGCCAGUGUGUGUGUGUUACAAAGUGUAAAGUUUGUUCCAGAACCUUUGUGCCACUGCACUUCUGUACAGUUCCUAGAUUUGUGUAUAUAAAUGCUUACUCUGUACUGGAACAAGCUUUGGAAUUGUCUGCUAUGAACACAGCAUAGUAUUCUAUUUAUUAUAUAUAAAUAAACAUGUAUGGUAUAUUUUUGGGAAGGUCAAGCUAUUGUGUUGCUAAUAAAUGUGUUAUUGUAUCUAGCAACAUUAAAAACUGAAAACCA
This is a messenger RNA of Xenopus laevis (African clawed frog), 4924 nucleotides long. RefSeq names its product pleckstrin homology-like domain, family B, member 3 L homeolog (gene phldb3.L). Bases 794 to 2725 code for a protein of 643 amino acids. The transcript has 16 exons. NCBI's taxonomy places the organism in Eukaryota, Metazoa, Chordata, Amphibia, Anura, Pipidae. The record is from RefSeq and is a predicted model, not a curated record.